CUUUGCUAGCAGUAUGAAUCUACACUCGUCGAGUAGGGGUUUCGUUUGCGUCACGGGAGCAAGUGAGAGCACGGCAUAAAACGAGAGUUUGGUUUUGGUUUUUGCUGCACCAUUCGUGAUAAAAUGUCCCAUACUGUAGUUACAACCACAACCACCACUACAACGUCGACAUCUGACGGGGGUAUUCUAAACUUGGGUUAUGCACGAUCUCUACAGGGCUUGCUAAAAAUUGCCCAAGUGAUUGUAUUGCUGAUUGCAUUCUUGUGUGUCCACUGUGAACCUCGUUGGACGGAUUAUUCUGCCUACCGGUACUUUGAGGUGGUCACGGUGUGGUUCCUCAUAGCCUUCCUCAUCUUCUUCUUCAUGUACAUCUUCAGACUGCAGAAGAAAAUCCCCUGCAUCAACUGGACACUGACGGAGUUCCUGCAUUAUGCUGUGGGGGCUGUUCUCAUCCUCAUUGCAUCUAUAGUAGCUGCAGUGAAGAGCAGCAGCAUUUCUGCACUUGUAGCUGGAUCGGUGUUUGGGUUCAUUGCCACUUUUUUGCUUGCUAUCAGCAUCUGGAUGUCGUACAAGAUCACAUGUGGGUCCCAGCCAACAAGUGCAGCAGUGUAGGCUGUAAAUACAAGACAAAUCGGCUGCCUGCAUUUUGAAUGUUUUGGAAUGUUGCACAGAUGCUCAUCACCUUAAGUGCCUCAGAAAAAAAAAUGUUUCAUUGAACUUGGACCUUAACAGACAGACCUUGCUGUCUCACCAGUUGA
Messenger RNA from Megalops cyprinoides (Indo-Pacific tarpon), 758 nucleotides. RefSeq names its product CKLF-like MARVEL transmembrane domain containing 7 (gene cmtm7). The record is from RefSeq and is a predicted model, not a curated record. The coding region runs from base 124 to 612 and encodes 162 amino acids. Gene Ontology annotation, cellular component: membrane. The transcript has 5 exons. NCBI's taxonomy places the organism in Eukaryota, Metazoa, Chordata, Actinopteri, Elopiformes, Megalopidae.